This is a messenger RNA of Echinostoma caproni, 792 nucleotides long. The record is from the annotation of a GenBank genome assembly. NCBI's taxonomy places the organism in Eukaryota, Metazoa, Platyhelminthes, Trematoda, Plagiorchiida, Echinostomatidae.
AUGAUCCAAGAAAGAGAUGGUCGUAUCUCUUUGUCCGUGUUUCAAGUGGCCCUCAGGAACCUUUACGAUCUACUUGUGCGGUUUUCCGAAUCUACAAUACAAUGGCAAAUGGAAGACUAUCCGAAUUACGAAUAUAGUGAAUUAGUCGGGUGUCGGUAUGAAUCAAAUCGGUGUACAUCGGCACUUGCCAGUACAGAAUGCGAAUCGCCGGUUAACUAUAAAAUCGAAUAUCGUGUGUCGUACAGCGUGGCUUACGAAGUGCCCAUUCUCAUGGUACGAGUACAAACAUUUUCCGGGUGUAUUUUGUCCAUCGAUGGCCUGUGGGAUCAACUAGUACAAUCAAAUUUUGGUUCGGUUGCGGAUGAUGGUACCGUUUUGCAGGCAGGUUUUAGUCAAAUCGAACACCCGUACCUGGGAAUACCGUACUAUCAGUUUCACCCAUGCAGGACUGCCGCAUUAAUGCAGCAAGCGUUCUCCAUGGCGUAUUGUUCAUCGGAAAUCAGUGGAGUGAAGUAUUUAACCUUAUGGCUUUCGCUUAUCGCCACACCAUUGGGAUUAGUAUUACCAAAGGAACUGGCUUUAAACGAGUUGGAACGUAACAGUGGUUCUUUGACUUCGGUUCACGGUGAUCACGUACGUUAUCCCUCCGAAUUGACGUUCUUAUGGCGCUACAACGACAUGAAUACAGUGAUUAGUCUUUUAUUGUUCAUUUGCUUUCUUAUUCUUUCCCGAAAUAAAUUCGGUUUUUUAAUGUUAAACACAGUCACAUGGAAAGAAGGGUACGUGUUAUGA